AUAUACCACUUUAGGAAUAGUAUAAAAGGCCUAGCCAAUCAAGAUUCAAAUGAACAAUGUACUGUAGCUAGUUGACACCUGAGGACGUAACCUCGUGUAACAGUAACAAACAUUCGUAUGUAUCGGCUGUAUAACAUCACUGAGGUCCUGCCCCACCAUCUAUGUAUACUGGAUUAAAACAAUUCUAUCCGAAUACUACCUGUACCUGUAAACCUCACAGCCUUACGUAUUAUCACCAUGGAGACUACUCCUGACACCCCCGUUACCCGCAGCUUUGCGGUCAUCUUCGUCCUCGGACCUCCUGGCGCCGGAAAAGGAACACUCUGUACUCAUCUAGCACAAACGCACAACUUGACACACUACUCUGUCGGCGACAGCCUCCGUGAUUGGAUGCGCCGAAACCAUGCCACAUCACUUGGAGUCCGAAUCAAAGACAAGCUCGAUAAUCAGGGAUUUCUUACCUCGGAAGAUCUGAAUCCGUUCAUUUGCCAGGCGAUAAAAGAGGCCAUCUACAAAGAUGAACCCAAAUCUCAAGGCAUUCUAAUCGAUGGAUUUCCGCGAUGCAUAGAGCAACUAGAAUCUUUUAACACGUGGCCGUUUCAGGACGAGCUGCCACUUGCCCCGAGUAGUGAUGGUUGGGCGAGAGCAAAUGCAAAACCGGAUAUCGUACUAUGUUUCGAAGUUACCAAGCAAAAUGCGGAAGCAAGAUAUCUAGCCCGAGGGCGAGACAGCAACGACAGCAAAGAGAAGUUCGAGAGACGUUUCGUAGAAUAUGAGGCGGAGACCAUGGCGGUUGAGGAAGUUUAUCGGCAGCGUGGCAUUUUGAUAAAUGUUGAUGCAAAUGGAACGAAGGAGCAGAACGUUAAUGAGUUGACAAAGAAGCUUGAAGAAAGCGGAUUGUGGCAGAAGGUUAUUGAGGGAAGUACAACGCAGUUUCUUGUGUGAAAAGGCGUAAGAAAUGGGAGCAUCUUUGGUGUGUUAUUGCCCCACGUUCUUAUCUAAAAGCAUCGUUCCGGUCGAAAGUCUCCCUUCCUAGUGUAUUCGCAGAUAUCAAGCGGAUAGACGCCUGUUUUAUCGGCUGCUAUUCUUCAGGGGCAAUGCUCAACCUAUUUGACCAUGUUGGCGCUUUUCUGUUGUCACAUUGGAAAAUGAGGACUUGUUCGUACGAAACAAGUAUACCGAGAGGGGGGAGUGGGAUGAUGAGAGUUGGUGGCGUACUAUUUCCGAUAUGGAGAGCUUUGAGACUUGGUUCUUCCCGGCACUUCAACGGAAACUCGGAAGAGAAGCGUGGUAUUAAGUACCUAAGGAAUCAUCGGUUUGAGACACUGACUAUCAGAGAAGACGAUGAUGAUUCCUUUCGAUACUGAUUAGAACUCAAGUUUUUUUUUUCUGAUGUUGUAAAUAGGCAGACAACAUUGAUAAGAGGCGCUUGAGAUUUCCAUUUACCCUAACCCUUAGGCCAACCUUCUACGACCACCCGGAUAGAUGAUGUCUUACAGUAACGAUUCGUUUUGUACACUAUUGGGUAUCCGCGGCUCUGGG
This is a messenger RNA of Daldinia vernicosa, 1542 nucleotides long. Its product is annotated as P-loop containing nucleoside triphosphate hydrolase protein. The record is from RefSeq and is a predicted model, not a curated record. Gene Ontology annotation, cellular component: cytoplasm. The coding region runs from base 238 to 945 and encodes 235 amino acids. The transcript has 3 exons. NCBI's taxonomy places the organism in Eukaryota, Fungi, Ascomycota, Sordariomycetes, Xylariales, Hypoxylaceae. Gene Ontology annotation, biological process: nucleobase-containing compound metabolic process. Gene Ontology annotation, molecular function: AMP kinase activity; ATP binding.